CACAAGCGUCUCCUAAAACGUGCAAAAUCGCAAUAUUUUGAAAACCUUGCGAUAUUAUUCAUGGAGUCAGCAAAUACAUAUGCCAGACCAAGUAAAGAACCUCCAACAAAUCCCAAAGAACUAAAGAAGUGGAAAGAAGAGCGCAAAGCCGCAAAGCGAAAAUGGAAAGAGGAAAAGUUAUUGAAACAGUUGGCAAAGAAACGACAGCUUGAGAAGAAAGAAGAAGAAGCAAAGAAAGUGAAAGAGGAAGAAGAGGAAGUGCAAGAAAGAUUAGGUCGUCCAUACACAUUAUCCAUAGCUUUACCUGGCUCUAUUCUAGACAAUGCACAAUCACCAGAACUGAGAACUUACCUUGCUGGACAGAUAGCCAGAGCCGCUGUUGUGUUCAAUGUUGAUGAAAUUAUUGUAUUUGAUGAAACGGGAUCCACAGAAAAAACAACUGAAGGAGAAUUUUCUGGUGUAGGCAAGCAUGGACAUGGAAACGUUCAGCUUGCACGGAUCUUACAAUACUUAGAAUGUCCACAAUACCUUAGAAAAUGUUUCUUCCCUCAGCACAAAGAUCUUCAAUAUGCAGGUGUAUUAAAUCCCCUCGAUUCCCCUCACCACAUGAGAGCUAAUGAUGAGGCCCUAUACAGGGAAGGUGUUAUUGUAAAGAAACAUUCUAAAGAGGGGAAAGGCUCCUAUGUUAAUGUUGGUCUAACCAAGGACAUACAGGUGGACAAACAGUUGGUUCCUGGGAUCAGAGUGACUAUAAAGAUGGAUCUCACAUCUCUAGACAGAAAGAAACCAAGAGGAACAGUUGUGUCUCCAUCAGAGCCCCGAACACAGGCAGGCCUUUACUGGGGUUACAGCGUCAGACUGGCUAGCAGUAUAGGAGCCGUGUUUACGGAAUGCCCAUAUAAGGAAAUGUAUGAUUUAACUAUAGGAACGUCUGAACGAGGGUCUGAUAUUGAUGAAUUUGAACUCGAUAAAAAGGAUUUUAAACAUGCAUUAGUUGUAUUUGGUGGUGUUCAGGGUCUGGAGACGAGUUUAGAAGCGGAUGAAAAUUUAGCAGUAGAUGACCCGAGUUUGUUGUUUCAACAUUACCUCAACACAUGUCCUCAUCAGGGUAGCAGGACUAUCAGAACAGAGGAGGCCAUUUUAAUCACCAUGUCCGCACUGAGACCCAAGUUGUUCAUCAAACAAACACACAGCAACACAGAGUCCUGACAUUAGCUUUUAAUGUCUAUUUUACCCAACAAAAUUAUUUUGAAAUACCA
Messenger RNA from Mercenaria mercenaria, 1259 nucleotides. RefSeq names its product putative methyltransferase C9orf114 homolog. NCBI's taxonomy places the organism in Eukaryota, Metazoa, Mollusca, Bivalvia, Venerida, Veneridae. Gene Ontology annotation, cellular component: mitotic spindle; kinetochore; spindle pole centrosome. Bases 61 to 1209 code for a protein of 382 amino acids. The record is from RefSeq and is a predicted model, not a curated record. The transcript is spliced from 11 exons. Gene Ontology annotation, molecular function: miRNA binding. Gene Ontology annotation, biological process: maintenance of centrosome location; miRNA processing.